This is a messenger RNA of Acanthaster planci (crown-of-thorns starfish), 1482 nucleotides long. Its product is annotated as cystine/glutamate transporter-like. The record is from RefSeq and is a predicted model, not a curated record. Gene Ontology annotation, biological process: amino acid transmembrane transport. Lineage: Eukaryota; Metazoa; Echinodermata; Asteroidea; Valvatida; Acanthasteridae. Gene Ontology annotation, cellular component: membrane. Gene Ontology annotation, molecular function: L-amino acid transmembrane transporter activity.
AUGAAGCAAGACGGCAGGGAGAGUUUAUCCAUUGAUCUGGAGCACCAGACGGGCGAGGUUUGUUCGCUGAAAAGCAGCAAACCAAGUCGGGAUCGAGUUGUGCUCAAACGCCAGAUUGGCUUGUGGGGUUGCAUCGCUCUGGUCGUGGGCACGGUCAUCGGCUCGGGGAUAUUUAUCUCCCCUAAAGGUAUCCUACAAAACACCGGCAGCGUGGGUCUGUCCCUCUUAGUCUGGGUGGCCUGCGGUGUACUUUCUACCAUCGGAGCCUUGUGUUACGCCGAACUGGGGACUAUGAUCCCGCGUUCUGGAAGCGAUUUCACCUACCUCUUGGAGAGCUUCGGCGCUGUGCCGGCAUUUCUACGAAUCUAUACAUUGAUAAUCGCAGCCCGCUCAGGAACAUGCGCCAUACUCAUGAUCACUGCAGCCACGUAUUUGACCGGACCUUUCUUUGGGGAAUGCACCAUUCCAAGGGUGCUCAUCCAGCUAUUAGGAACGACAGUACUUGGUAAAACUGAAAACUUUGAGAACUCAUUUACUCCAGUUACUGAUGUUCCACCUGAGAGGAUUCCGCUGGCUUUCUAUUCGGGUCUCUUUGCUUACGCAGGAUGGCAAUACCUGCCAUGUGUCACCGAGGAAAUGAUAAAUCCGUCCAGAAAUCUUCCAUUGGGAAUCGUCAUAUCGAUGGGCAUCAUUACUGUAAUCUACAUCAUGGCCAAUGUAGCCUAUUAUGUGGUCCUUUCUCCAGCGGAGCUGCUGGCUUCAGACGCUGUAGCUUUGACUUUUGGUGAACGAGUCCUGGGCUCUUGGUCUGUGUUAUGUUGGUUGGCCGUUGCUUUGUCUUGCAUAGGAGGUGCCAAUGGAACUAUUUUCGGAGCUUCAAGGUCUCUCAUGGUGUCAUCGCAAGAGGGCGUCAUGCCUGAAGUCCUGGGGAUGAUCCACGUGCACUACAAGACACCUCUACCAGCGGCACUCGCUUUCUUCCCCAUUGUUGUGUGCCUGCUGACCUUUGCAGAUGUCGGUGCGAUUCUCAACUACAUGAGUUUUUCCAACUGGCUAUUCAUAUGUGUGUCACUUGCCAUCAUCCCAUACUACAGAUGGAAAUAUCCAGACAUACCCAGGCCAUUCAAGGUUCCCGUCAUUCUACCCAUCAUCUUCAUUGCGUGCGGUUUGUUUGUAAUGGCUGUCUCCCUUUACUCUUCGCCGGUUGAAUGUGGCAUCGGGGCCGGCAUCACCGUGACAGGGAUACCAGUCUACCUGCUAUUCGUUUGGUGGGAGAAUAAACCCAGCUGGUUUACAAAUGCAAUCGACACACUAACGUCUGUCCUGCAGAGGUUCCUCCUGAUAGCGCCGCCAGAUACAAAGUCAGACUAGUGACAAGUCUACGCAACACAGAUGGAACUAGACUGCCGUAAUGUAUUUUUGCAUGCUGAAUACUAUUUCACGAGUAGCACUCAGAUGAAUGAUUUCAAAUAAAGAUAGAAC